AUCGCACUCCACUCCACCGGCACCGCACCGGCAGGGCACAGGGACCGCGCGCAGGGUGUGGACGGAGCCGAAGAUGCGGCGGGCGCUGCUCACCCUCCUGCUGUUGCUCGUCCGCCCGCCACCAGCCGCAGCCCGCCCCGACGGCUCCGUCCCGGCGGCCGCGUUCGAGGCUCGGGGCCGCCCACUCUGGCCGCCCAUGGUGCCGCCAGCCCCGGAGCCGUGGAGGGCGAGGCGGGACGAGCCGCCGCUCUCCAUCGACCUCACCUUCCACCUCCUGCGGCAUCUCCUGCUGCUCGCCCGCGCCCAGAGCCAGCGCGCCCAAGCCGACAGCAACCGCCUCAUCCUCGAAGCCGUGGGGCGCUGAGCACGUACCGGGACCCCCCGGGAUCCCACCGGAGCUGCUCCGGGUUCCGGCCACCGCCUCAGCCUCCCCGCCAUGGGCCACUCAGCGCCUCACGGGAAAACUCACUGGGACUGGGACCGGCACCAGCACUGGCACCGGGACCGGCACCAGGCUGCGCCUGCUGCACCAGCCUCGUCCUCGGCACCGGGGCAAGUGGCCGCGGUACCGG
This is a messenger RNA of Pezoporus flaviventris, 572 nucleotides long. RefSeq names its product urocortin (gene UCN). The record is from RefSeq and is a predicted model, not a curated record. Gene Ontology annotation, molecular function: hormone activity. Gene Ontology annotation, cellular component: extracellular region. The transcript is spliced from 2 exons. NCBI's taxonomy places the organism in Eukaryota, Metazoa, Chordata, Aves, Psittaciformes, Psittacidae. Bases 74 to 364 code for a protein of 96 amino acids.